Messenger RNA from Mangifera indica (mango), 999 nucleotides. Its product is annotated as protein NTM1-like 9. Gene Ontology annotation, biological process: regulation of DNA-templated transcription. The record is from RefSeq and is a predicted model, not a curated record. The coding region runs from base 102 to 719 and encodes 205 amino acids. The transcript is spliced from 5 exons. Lineage: Eukaryota; Viridiplantae; Streptophyta; Magnoliopsida; Sapindales; Anacardiaceae. Gene Ontology annotation, molecular function: DNA binding.
CGAUUGAUAAUUCUUGUAUAAAUUUCCCCAUUUCAGACCUGGUUAAACGUACUUUUGAUUUGGGGUUUUAGAAAGAAGGAAAAAAAAGGGAAAAAAAAAAAAUGAGAGAAAUAUCACUUCAUUCACUUCCAUUAGGCCUCAGAUUCAGACCCACUGAUGAAGAAGUUUUCAAUUAUUACCUUAUGCAUAAGAUCAGUGGCCAUCACGAACAAGUUGAAUUCAUUAGGGAGAUUGAUAUUUGUAAAUAUGAGCCGUGGGAUUUGCCUGCUUUAUCAACGAUUAAGACGAUUGAUCUACAGUGGUUCUUCUUUUGCCCGCAAGGAUGGAACAGAGCAACGAAUACUGGGUAUUGGAGCGAAACUGGGGGAGAUCAGAAAAUUGAGUCUGGAAAUAAGUUAAUUGGGAUGAAGAAAACUCUUGUGUAUCAUUUUGGGCGAGCACCACAGGGUAGGAGGAGUAGCCGUUGGUGGAUGUACGAGUAUCGCGCAACUUCGAAACAUCUUGAUGGCACUUUACCAGGACAGAGUCCUUUUGUGCUUUGUCGUCUGUUUAGAAAAGAAGAUGAGAUUUAUUAUUUGAUGCCUAAAGAUCUGAAAAUGCAGACUCUUGUUGAGGUAUCAACAUUCAACUCAUUUCAAUUUCAAAUUUAUUCAAGCAGGAAAGCUGGGCGAUUUGCUCCAAAUUUCACACCCGGUAAGGUGGGAGUGCCCAGCCAUUGAUGGACAUGGAGAGGGAGUAAAAGCUUCUCGAGGCCAUCGGUCACUUGCAGUUUUGCUUAGGGUAGCUGCUGUUAUAGUUGUGUUCUCACUCUUGGGAUAUCUUAGUCUUAAAUUAAAUUAUAUUUCUGCUUAUUGAUUGAUAUCUUAUCCCUGUGUAUGGCCUGCUAUAUCUUUCUGGGAUUCAUUUUGAGAUAUUAUAUUUGGAACUCUUUUUAAGUCUAAAUCUAUGAUUUAUGAAUCUAAAUAUUCGUCUUCUGUUGAAUUGAUUAUAGAUUAUUGA